AUGGAGUGGUUCAAGAGCGAGAUUUUCAACCUUCAUCAAGGUAGCCCUGUCCCUGCAAAUAGUCCAAUACUUUCUUUGAAUCCCUUCUUAGACGAAUACGGAGUUCUCAGGGUUGGCGGAAGACUUAAUCACUCUACUUUACCUACAACAGAGAAGAAUCCCAUCAUUAUGCCAGGUAAAAGUCACCUAGCAAUCUUGCUAAUAAGGCAUUUUCAUGGCAAAGUUCUGCAUCAAGGCAGACACUUUACGGAAGGUGCCAUAAGAGCUGGUGGUUUCUGGAUUACAAAUGGGAAACGCAGAGUUGGUUCUGUUAUCUCUGGUUGUUUCCAGUGUCGCAGACUUCGCGGCAAACAGCAAAACCAGAUCAUGGCGGACUUGCCUACAGAUCGGGUCACGCAAGCACAACCCUUCACGUAUGUUGGCGUAGACGUGUUUGGGCCUUGGUCUGUGGUAACACGCCGGACUAGGGGCGGGCAAGCCUCAAAUAAACGUUGGACAGUCUUGUUCACUUGCCUGAGUAUUCGAGCGGUCCACAUUGAACUUGUUGAAGAGAUGAGCUCGAGCGCUUUCAUCAAUGCGCUUAGACGCUUUAUUGCUAUUCGGGGAAAUGUCAUAGAAUUUAGGUCAGAUCGUGGUACGAACUUCGUCGGAGCAACCGAUGACUUAGGUGUUCACGCUAUCAGUGUUGAAAACGGGUUUGUCCGAAAACUGCUUCAAGAGAAACAAGUCUCAUGGGUUUUUAAUCCUCCGCAUGCUUCCCACAUGGGUGGUGUGUGGGAGCGAAUGAUUGGUGUAGUUCGCAGAGUCUUAGACAGCUUGUUACUAGAACAUGGUCAAAAGAAUUUAACGCAUGAUGUGUUGGCAACCUUUAUGGCGGAAGUGAGUGCCAUAGUCAAUGCUCGACCCAUAGUUUUUUUUAAUGCAAUGGACAAACAAUUAUGCAUUUACAACAAUUAG
This is a messenger RNA of Mercenaria mercenaria, 957 nucleotides long. RefSeq lists its product as uncharacterized. The transcript has a single exon. NCBI's taxonomy places the organism in Eukaryota, Metazoa, Mollusca, Bivalvia, Venerida, Veneridae. Gene Ontology annotation, molecular function: nucleic acid binding. Bases 1 to 957 code for a protein of 318 amino acids. Gene Ontology annotation, biological process: DNA integration. The record is from RefSeq and is a predicted model, not a curated record.